Gambusia affinis (western mosquitofish) is the source of this 1528-nucleotide messenger RNA. It is a transcript of the gene tlcd5a, whose product is annotated as TLC domain containing 5a. The transcript has 3 exons. The record is from RefSeq and is a predicted model, not a curated record. The coding region runs from base 420 to 1130 and encodes 236 amino acids. NCBI's taxonomy places the organism in Eukaryota, Metazoa, Chordata, Actinopteri, Cyprinodontiformes, Poeciliidae. Gene Ontology annotation, cellular component: membrane.
AACCACUGUGCAGCGUGAACAAGACAAAAAUAGUUUCGUUUGCACCGACUUAGGGUGUUUUUAAAGCUCACAUGGCAUUUGACGGCAGCGGCGAAAGUCUGUGUUCCUCAUGGGAUCCUGUCUGAGGCCCGUCACCCGGUAACCUCUCUGCCUGUUUUGAAAUUAGCUCCAAAGGCCUCCAGAGUUUAGAGUGCAUCUUGUUCUACUUUUAGAGGGUGGUUCUGUCCGUCUGCAACGGUCUCACCUCCUAGCACAAACGUCACAGCAGAAGAAGAGACGUCCCCCUCACCCCACCAGACCCUCAGCCUGCCGACUAUAGUACUAUUAUAGUUCAAGCAAAGGCUAAUUGUUGGUCAUUUACAAAGGCUGCACAGUCCAAGCCUUCGGAUGGCAUUUCUGCCUCUCUCUACUGGGAGACGAUGGUGCUGCUUGUAGGUUUCACACUCCUCUGCUUCUGCUGCUGGGCGUCUUUCUACUUCAUCUUGUGCUUCCUCAACGGACGUAGGAGCUACGAAUGGAACUGUCGCCUAGUCACUUUCGUGCACGGCAUGGUGGCGGUUUGCAUCACAGCUUACAUAGGGUAUGUGGAUGGACCCUGGCCAUUCAGUGAGCCAGGCACCAAGAACACCCCUUUACAAAUAAGUGCCUUGGUGAUCAGUCUGGGCUACUUCAUUUUUGACAUGGCCUGGUGCUUGUACUUCCGCACUGAGGGACUUGUCAUGCUGGCCCACCACACCAUGACAAUUCUGGGAAUUAUAAUGACCCUGUGGCUGGGCGAGUCCGGAAUCGAAUCGUGCGCCGUUCUCUUCGGCAGCGAAAUCACCAACCCCCUCCUGCAGACGCGCUGGUUCCUCAAGCAGACGGGACGCUACGAGACUCCGCUCGGGGACGCUGUGGAUGUCGUGUUUGUGCUGCUGUUUGUUGUGAUGCGAAUCUUUGUGGGAGGUACAAUGCUGUACUGUGAGCUGAUCUCGCCGAGACCCUUAUUCCUCAUCAAAUGCGGAGGAGUGGCCAUGUACGCUCUGUCCUGGGCCUUCAUGGUGGACAUUGUUGGCUUUGUCAUACGGAGGCGCAAGAGAUGGCACCAGGAGAGAGACCAACGACGGAAGGUUGUAGCUAAAACGCACUGACUGACAUUUCGGCCAGCUUUCCACUUCAGACACUCAGUGGAUUUUUUUCAGUCUACAGGAAAAUCAGCUCUCUGCAUUGACAGAUUUAUAUAUAUUUUUUUUUAAGUAAAUGGAAUACACUAUGCCAUCUUUUUUGAAACGUCUACUGUGUGCAUUUUAAAAAGAUAUAUUUUAGUUUACAUGCACCUGAUGAUUGUUAUUUCAAAGGUACAAACAACAUGUUUAUAACCAACGCACUUUUAUAAAAACACAUGUUGCUUUCAGCUGCUGUGAACUGUGGCCCGGUCAUUUGUGGUGGUGCUGUUCCAAAAAGGGAGUUUACAAUUUAGAAAGUGAGACAGUCAAACCUAGGGGUGGCUGUUGAACAGUUUUUGUCAGACAAUAAACAUUAAGACAGC